AUGUUUCAAACCCUGCCGAACACGGGUGACCCUGCCGACUACGAUGCUGCAAAAAAAGCGCUGAAUGCCUACUUCGUUCCCCGGAAGAACGCGGCAUUCUCACGGCAAACAUUUCAUCAGUUGUCACAGAAGGAAGGAGAAACUGUGCUACAAUUUGUAACCAGACUUCGGAGGGCGGCCAGGGAUUGCGAUUUUGGAGGGGAAAAGGACAAUCAGAUCAGGGAUGCUGUGUUGAGUAAGUGCAAAUCCGAUUAUGUUAGACGCAAACUGUUGGAAACUGAACUGACACUAGAUAAGGCACUGCAAACAGCUGAUAAAUGUGAAAAGGUGGAAGGACAAAUGGCUGCACUGUCUGGCAAAAGCAAAGACCCUAAAUAUGACUCUGUCAACCGUGUGUCAGACAAGAAACAGAAAUCCCGUGACAAGCAGUAUAAGCCCAAAACGGAAACCAAACACUUAUGGUCGCCACAAUCACAAACGGGAAAUCGGCGUACAAAACCUGAACCGACCCCUAAAGGUGCUUGCUACAGAUGUGGUCGAACCGGACAUUUCGGCCGUGACUCGAACUGUCCCGCGAGGGGUCAGACAUGCCAAAAGUGUUCUGGCAGGGACCACUUCGCAAAGAUGUGCAAAACAAAAACCAAGCCCAGAGUCAACCAAGUGGGUGAGGAACAGGCCAACCCCGAGGCUUCACAAGAUUACGCCUUCCUCAUCCGAGAGGGACCACAUUCGAACAUGUUGAGGAUCAAGGUGGGCGGAGUCGACCUUAACAUGCUGAUUGACUCAGGAGCCACAAGCAAUAUCAUCAACGAGCAGACUUGGGACUCACUCAAACAGAACAAAAUUCAGUGUGAAUCCCAUGUAGCCCCACCAGACAGAAAGCUGUGGGCGUAUGGAGCAGACCGUCCCCUGUCACUCAAGGGUACAUUCGAGUGCGAAGUGCAGGUAUCAGGCAGAUCUACCCUAGCCGAAUUCAUCGUAAUCAAAGGAAAGGGAGUACCGUUACUUGGCAAAGACAUAGCAAUGAAACUGGGCAUACUCCAAAUCGGAAUCAAUGCUGUAAGCGGCCACGCCGGGACUAUAGAUGAGGUCAAAGUUGACAGGUGCGCUAAGAACAGCUCAGCUUUGAACGGUGACAAGGCCAAGCAGUACCAGCAGCAGUUUCCUGGGGUGUUCGGAGGCGUGGGUAAGCUGAAAACUGAGCAAGUUAAGCUCCACAUCAACACCUCAGUUACGCCAGUAGCGCAGCCCCUUAGGCGAACACCAUUCAAUUUGCGCAGUAGAGUAGAACAAAAAAUACGCGAACUAGAGUGCCUUGACAUAAUCGAAGCCGUUGAUGGCCCAACACCUUGGGUCAACCCUGUCGUCGUGGUACCGAAACCGAACUGCGAUAUUAGACUUUGUCUAGAUAUGAGACGCGCGAAUGAAGCGAUCAUACGCGGCCGUCAUCCAAUCCCUACUGUGGAUGAACUUUUGCAAAGCAUGAACGGCUCAAAGGUUUUCAGUAAACUCGAUCUCAAAUGGGGUUACCACCAGUUGGAACUCGCCACGGAGUCGCGAGGGAUCACGACGUUUGUCACGCACUGCGGUCUAUAUCAGUACAAACGACUUAUGUUCGGAGUAAGUUCCGCGAGCGAACAGUACCAGUACAUGAUCGCAAAAGCGCUAGCAGGUCUUGAAGGCGUAGAAAAUAUCUCGGACGACAUAAUCGUACAUGGCCCUGACCAAAAUACCCAUUACAGCAGAGUGUUGGCAGUAUUGCGCAGAUUGCAGGAGCUAGGUCUUACCCUGAAUGCUGAGAAGUGCCAGUUCAACAUGAGCCGGCUAGUAUUCAUGGGGAUCCUGUUGUCCGAGAAGGGCAUUGGUCCCACGCAAGAACGCGUUCGAGCCGUAUCCGAAUUCAGAGAGCCCGAGAACGUAUCAGAGGUUCGGAGUUUUCUCGGCCUAGUUGGGUUCAGUAGUAGUUUCAUACCCAACUUUGCUACUCUGUCCGACCCGCUUCGCAAGCUGACCCGAAAAGGCGUUCCAUUUCAAUUUGGGCCACACCAGAAAGCAGCCUUCAACGCGCUUAAGGAGAGCCUUGCGAAGGCAACCACACUCGCGUACUAUGAUAAAACGGCACCGACAAAGGUGAUAGGUGACGCGAGCCCAGUCGGCCUGGGUGCAGUAUUAGUUCAGGAACAGCGUGACGGUUUGGUUCCAAUCUGCUAUGUGAGCCGCAGCCUGACCGAUUGCGAAAGAAGAUAUUCGCAAACAGAAAAGGAAGCGCUGUCGUUGGUUUGGGCCUGCGAAAGAUUCCAUGCCUAUAUCUAUGGACGCGACUUUGAGCUUCUAACUGACCACAAGCCACUCGAGGCCAUAUAUGGACCCCGUUCCAAACCAUGUGCACGGAUAGAACGCUGGGUACUACGCUUACAACUGUACAACUACAAAGUUGUAUACGUCCCCGGACGCGAGAAUAUCGCUGAUGCCCUGUCACGCCUCUUAAGUGGCAAGUGCAAACCGGAACAUGCCCAUGGCGCGGAUGAAUAUGUUCGUUUCGUAGCUGUAUCUACGACGCCGCGUGCCACGACCACGAAGCAAGUCGAAAACGCGUCUGCCGAAGACGUGUUGGUAGAUUACUAUAGCCGGUACUAUGAAUACCAGAUAUUGAGCUCCACCACCACAGACAAAAUCGUUGACUCCCUCGAAGAGGCAUUUAGCCGCCACGGCAUACCAUUGACCCUUAAGUCGGAUAACGGUCCGCAAUUCCGCUCGCAAGAGUUUCGUGACUUUUGUGAGGAGAACGGAAUAUCCCAUGUGAGAGUAACAGCCAAGUGGGCUCAAGCAAACGGUGAGGUGGAGCGACAGAAUGACUCGAUCAUGAAACGAAUCCGCAUUACGCAAGCUGCAGGUCAGGAUUGGAGAAAAGAACUGCGCAAAUACGUCGCGAAAUACCGCGCAACCGAACACCCCGCCACUAGGAAAACUCCUGCUGAACUACUGUUUAACCGGAAAAUCCGCGGCAAACUACCAGCAUUCAAGCCAGACGAUCACACUGAUUUGGAGGUUCGUGACCAUGAUGCUGAAAGCAAAGCAAAAGCCAAAAUGUACGCGGAUACACGCCGAAAUACAAAAUACUCUGAUGUGCAGAUUGGCGACCAAGUCCUCGUGAGGCAGGAGAAGACCAACAAACUUUCUACUCCUUUCAUUCCCGACCCAUUCACUGUUGUGAGUAAAACCGGCAACAGUGUGGUUGUUGCAUCCCCGGAGGGAGCCCAGUACUCACGAAACACCAGCCAUGUUCGGAAGUUCACGCAGAGUGCAAGUGACACAGGCAUAAAGACUGCCAGUGAACCUCCCACAGCAGACAGCGGUGGGAACACCAUGGACCAGGCAAUCAGUCCCCCAAAGACUGUAACUCAUACUCCACCCGCUGUGACCCCACCGGUUGCAAAGGAGCUGCCCAGUCCAUGUGCGGGCAGACCCAAGAGACAGUGUGGCAUGUAUCCUAAGUUUAAGGACUAUAUCUUGAACUAG
Patiria miniata (bat star) is the source of this 3519-nucleotide messenger RNA. RefSeq lists its product as uncharacterized. Bases 1 to 3519 code for a protein of 1172 amino acids. Gene Ontology annotation, biological process: DNA integration; proteolysis. NCBI's taxonomy places the organism in Eukaryota, Metazoa, Echinodermata, Asteroidea, Valvatida, Asterinidae. The transcript has 2 exons. The record is from RefSeq and is a predicted model, not a curated record. Gene Ontology annotation, molecular function: aspartic-type endopeptidase activity; zinc ion binding; nucleic acid binding.